Messenger RNA from Bufo gargarizans (Asiatic toad), 2978 nucleotides. RefSeq names its product myotubularin related protein 7 (gene MTMR7). The coding region runs from base 225 to 1787 and encodes 520 amino acids. NCBI's taxonomy places the organism in Eukaryota, Metazoa, Chordata, Amphibia, Anura, Bufonidae. The record is from RefSeq and is a predicted model, not a curated record. Gene Ontology annotation, biological process: dephosphorylation. The transcript has 12 exons. Gene Ontology annotation, molecular function: phosphatase activity.
CUGCUUCAGGUUGCCCCUUACUCCUCCGCUGCAAGAACUUUCAGAUUCUACAGCUCAUCAUCCCUCAGGAAAGAGACUGCCAUGAUAUCUACUUAUCUCUAGCCAGACUCUCCCGGCCAGUCAAGUAUGAGGAGCUGUAUUGCUUUUCUUUCAACCCAAAAUUGGACAAGGCUGAGCGGGAGGAAGGCUGGAAGCUAAUUGACUUGAAAGAGGAAUACAUCCGAAUGGGGGUACACAAAAGCCUGUGGCAGCUCAGCGAUGUUAACCGGGACUAUCGUGUUUGUGAUACGUAUCCAACGGACCUUUAUGUACCUAAACCUGCCAGUGUGCCAAUCAUUGUUGGGAGCUCUAAAUUCAGGAGCCGAGGACGAUUUCCCACUCUGUCCUACUAUUACCAGGAUAACAAUGCCUCCAUUUGUCGAAGUAGCCAGCCCCUGUCAGGCUUCAGUGCUCGCUGUCUGGAAGAUGAACAGAUGUUACAGGCGAUAAAAAAGGCGAAUCCGGGAAGUGAUUUCCUUUAUGUUGUUGACACCCGACCAAAACUGAAUGCAAUGGCAAACAGAGCAGCCGGAAAAGGCUAUGAGAAUGAAGAUAACUACUCGGACAUUAAGUUUCAGUUUAUUGGCAUUGAGAACAUUCACGUGAUGAGGAACAGUUUACAGAAGAUGUUGGAAGUAUGUGAACUCCGAUCUCCUUCCAUGGGUGAAUUUCUUUGGGGUCUUGAAGCCUCUGGAUGGUUAAAACACAUCAAAACAAUACUGGAUGCUGGCAUCUUCAUUACAAAGGCCGUGUCAGAAGAGGGCGCCAGUGUGCUUGUUCAUUGUUCCGAUGGAUGGGACCGCACAGCACAGGUCUGCUCUGUAUCCAGUCUAUUACUGGACCCUUAUUACAGGACCAUCAAAGGAUUUAUGGUGUUGAUAGAAAAAGACUGGAUUUCAUUUGGACACAAGUUUAACCACAGGUACGGACAUUUAGACGGAGAUCCAAAGGAAGUUUCUCCGGUGAUUGACCAGUUCCUGGAAUGUGUCUGGCAGCUCAUGGAACAGUUUCCCUGUGCAUUUGAAUUUAACGAGAGAUUCUUGGUCCACAUACAACAUCAUGUAUACUCCUGUCAGUAUGGAAACUUCCUGUGCAACUGUGAGAAGGAGAGGAGAGAACUGAGAAUUGAGGAGAGAACUUAUGCUCUCUGGUCUUACUUGUGGAAGCAGCGGCUGGAUUAUAUGAACCCAUUGUACAGACCUGACCACAGUCAGACACAAGGAACUCUGAGACCAAACACCACUCCAUGCCAUUUCAGGUUUUGGAGGGGCCUCUACAACCGAUUUGAGAAAGGAAUGCACCCUCGACAGUCAGUGACUGAUUUUCUUCAGGCAGUAAAAGAAGAGACGCAGCAGCUUGAGGAGGAAAUGGAGUUCAUGGAAAAGAGACUAGCAAAGCUGGAAACCCGAGAGACAAAUGAAACCAAUAAGAUUAUCAAUGACCAGCAAAAAAUCCAUAACUUCCAGAUGUCCAUCACCAAACUCUCUCCGGCUAAUACGCCUCAAGAUUACAGCACCAACCUGAAGUUGUUUCCUUCCCGCAGUCCAUCUCAAGGUGAGGAAGACUCAGCCCUCAUCCUAACCCAGGACCAUUUAAAGAGCUCUGACCCCGACCUGUCUGCUAACAGUGACCAGGAAUCUGGAGUGGAGGACUUGAGCUGCAGGUCUCCAAGUGGCGGAGACUCAUUACCUAGUGAGGACAGUGGGAAGGAUCCUGAUUCGGAUGAAGCAGUAUUCCUGAAUGCUUAGAUGUUAUAACCACGUGCUAUCUUAUUACAUGUUUAUAUUUAUUUAUAGGAGGAUGUAAGCGGAGAAGAAUAUACUGGGGGGAAGUAAUCAACUAUGUUCACACUUAGGUAGUUGUCUGCGCAAACAGAGACCAGAGCAUAUGUGUCUGUGAGCUCUGGAAAUAUGCUUAAGCAAUUUUUUAUUUAUUUUUUUGCUUUUAAGACAAAGACCUAGGUUGCCCGUAUGACCUUAUGUUUAGUUUACUUACAUAAUUCCAAGACACAUGUCUACCUUUGGGGCUACAACCAGAGCACGAAUCAUGUCACAGUAUAUGCAUUUAUUAGGAUCUAGAUUGACACAGGAGCCCUGUACUGGAGGCAUGUGUACUUACAUACUAUACAAGUUUAGAUCCACUAUUCCUCAUAAUAAUCACAUAUUGAAAAUGUGAAAAAAAGGUCUGAAUGUGGCUUCCUUUUUGGAAAAUUAAUGAUAGAUUACAGGUGGCAAUACGCAUUGGCUAAACGGCAGCUUAACCUGCCAGUUUUGGCAGGACUGGCCAACCAUCAGUGUAUGAGGUUGUUCCAAAACUCAUAAGUAAAAAAUUUCCAGCUCACCAUACAUAUUCGGUGCACAGAGUGGACCGGACUUGUCCUUUGGAUAGUUGAACAAAUUCUGGAGUCUCCAGCAUCCGAAAAAAUCAACGUCAUCUUUGAGGGUGGUGAAGUCUUACCUAUGUACUUUUAACCGGAAUUUAAAUAAAGACGACGUUUAAUUUUUCGGAUGCUGGAGACUCCAGAAUUUGUUCAACUAUCCAAAGUUCCAAAUUUCCCCUGAUGACAGUCAGUGGAAAAAAUGAUGUGUCAUGUUGGAUCUCAGAGGGGAAAAGCUACCACCAGAUGUACACUCGGCCACCUUAAAUUGCACCGUUGGACAUCAUUUUCCUGCCCCCUUGGGUUUGGCCAACCAUCACAUUUACAGGUUAGCGUAUCACAUGUCAUGUUGCUACUCCAUUUAUGCCAUCCUGUGGCACUUUAUAGUGUAUCUAUAACCUGAUAAUGAAACAAGACCUCACAAAUAGUAUUUUAAGACUCCAAAAAAAAUAAAGUAUAGUUACAGAUCAUUUCCUUCUGGACAUGUUUCUUUGAACAAUACAAACAAAACAUUUUCAAUCUUUUAGGUGGAUGCAAAACAUUGCAAAAAUGGAAGUGUCAA